Messenger RNA from Saccharomycopsis crataegensis, 2100 nucleotides. Its product is annotated as leucine-rich repeat domain-containing protein. NCBI's taxonomy places the organism in Eukaryota, Fungi, Ascomycota, Saccharomycetes, Ascoideales, Saccharomycopsidaceae. Gene Ontology annotation, molecular function: protein binding. The coding region runs from base 1 to 2100 and encodes 699 amino acids. The transcript has a single exon. The record is from RefSeq and is a predicted model, not a curated record.
AUGAUUAAUUUUCCCGGGGAAUUGUUAAUCAAGAUUUUCAAGUUAGUUGGCAAUGAUAAACUAUUACUUGAUAUCCGUGAGAAUACAAACUCUGAAUUUGUUGUGGAAUGUGUCAAUACGGUGAUAUUUGAAAAAUUGACCUUGAAAACCAUGGAUCUCAAUAAAAUUAAGGAAGGGACUCACGUCAGAUGCGCCGAUAACUUGAUACUAGCACUUUACCCUUGUUUUAACGAUAUAUCUCUCGACAAUUUUGAAAUAAACAAAAUAUAUAAUUUCAAGAACUAUGUCAAACGACUUGAGGUUCAUCUUUAUGAUAUAUAUCAUCACGACAGUUCUGAUGAUAUUGUCCAGUGUCAAGUUAUGGGAAUAUUGAAAUUCAUUGGAUCCCUUCCAGGCUUGACCGAAUUAUAUAUUACUUUCCAUCAAUCCCGUUUCAUGGUCAACAGCUAUUGGUCAAAGAUUGAAGAAGGUGUAUUAAAUGGGAAACUAACAAGAUUGACAAAAUUAAAUUUCAAAAGUUGUCGUGGAUCAAUCUAUCAAUCAGCAAUCAGCCCAUUCAUCCAUGUUGAUCUUGAUAAAUUUCAUCUUCCAAGUUUACAAGAAUUGACAUUCGAAGGGAAAUUUAAAGUGUUUUCUAAGAAUCUCAAAGGGCUUCCUCAAUUGGAGAUCGUGAACAUGACAGAUUCAACCUACUGCUCCGAAAACGAAGACUUGGAUCCCAUGAUUUUAUUUGUGUAUUCCCUGUAUCAUGUACAUGAACAGAUUAGAGGGUUUCAACAGAUUGAAUCUUUAAAAUUCCUCAAUUUAUCGGGAACCAACAUCAGCAAAAUUUUUGAUCUUGAAAGAUUUCAACAGAUUCAGCAUCUUAACUUAUCCAGAAAUAGAAUUAGUGAGAUAGAAAAUUUGGGAGGGCUAGUUAAUUUAGAAACGUUAGAUUUAAACUAUAAUAAUAUCAAGAUGGUUGAAGGUUUGAGUAGCUUGCAAAACUUGACCAAAUUAUCAUUGACAAGAAAUAGAAUCACUGAAAUUCAAAAUAUUAGAAAAUUGAAGAGGUUGUCUGAGCUUAUUUUAGAUUAUAAUUAUAUUACAACUUUAGAUGAUUAUACUGUUGAACUACCUCUGCAUCUUGAAUAUUUAUCUAUUUCCUACAAUAGGAUUUCCCAUAUAGAUAUCGAAAGAAAAUACCCUGCAUUGAAAUUCCUUUGCUUGGCAGGAAAUAAUCUUCAAAUUCUUCCAAAUUUAGCUUCUUUUCCAGUGUUGAAUCAUCUUGAUGCUUCAUCGAAUAAUAUUCACGUUAUUGAAGACUUGAAUAGCUGUUGUGAGUUGGAAGUUCUAUGCCUCUCUGAUAAUCGAAUCCUGAAGCUUGGAAAUUUAGAUAAUUUGAUAAAGCUAAAUAAUCUUGAUUUGAAAUCUAAUCAAAUUGAGUCUUUGGAAUUUUUGACAAAUUUGGAAAAUUUAAGACAUCUUAGUAUUUGUGGGAACAAUAUUUCAGAAAUUGUGUUGACUGAUGGUCUUAACAAGUUGGAAUCUUUGAAAAUUCAGUUUCAAGAUCAUGGUAUUUCAAAUAUAGUCUUGAAGAAUAGCUUAAACAACUUGAAGAAUUUGGAAAAUAUCCCUUUGAGUAUCGAUGGACUCAACUUAUCAUUAGAAAAUAGUUUAAACCACCUUGAGAUCUUGAAAGUUCAAAAUUGCAAUAUUGAAAGAUUUUCAUCCUCUAGAAGUUUGAAGAAAGCCAAGCACUUGGAUUUAUCUUAUAAUUCAAUCACUUGCAUUGAUUAUGUACAAGAUUUUGAAAGCUUAAAUUCCAUCAAGUUAAACCAUAACUCCCUUAAAAAGAUACCAAAGUUUGUGAACUGCCCCAAUUUAAAGUACGUCAAUUUGUCAAGAAAUAUGAUUGGAAGAAUUGAAAAUGUUCAAACAAUCAACACUCUUGAGAAAUUGUACUUGUUUUGCAAUAAAAUCACCCUGUCUCGAGAUAUCAUACGUUUAUUACAAGCUAAAAACGUGGAAAUCUUUGCCGACAUAAUGAAUGAUUCUAGAAACGAGGUUUUAGAAAGGUUUAAUGAUCCCGAAACUCCUCGAAAAAAACGCAAAUUAUGA